Cryptotermes secundus is the source of this 832-nucleotide messenger RNA. It is a transcript of the gene Tcs1, whose product is annotated as yrdC domain-containing protein, mitochondrial. Bases 26 to 742 code for a protein of 238 amino acids. Gene Ontology annotation, biological process: regulation of translational fidelity. The record is from RefSeq and is a predicted model, not a curated record. Gene Ontology annotation, cellular component: cytoplasm. The transcript has a single exon. NCBI's taxonomy places the organism in Eukaryota, Metazoa, Arthropoda, Insecta, Blattodea, Kalotermitidae. Gene Ontology annotation, molecular function: nucleotidyltransferase activity; double-stranded RNA binding; tRNA binding.
CUAUUUUCAGUAUUCAUGUCACCAUAUGUCUGUCUUGAUAAAUGUGUCUGAGUUUGGGUGGUUUACAGCUGCUGUAGAAAGAGCAGCUCAGUUUAUAUUGGAGGGUAAAGUAAUUGCACUUCCAACAGAUACAGUUUAUGGUUUGGCGGUGGCAGCCCAAGAUACACAAGCCAUUAAACAGCUGUACAAGAUCAAGGGACGAGAUCAGAAUAAGCCACUGGCUAUUUGUGUUAAUAAUGUGAAAUCAUUGUGUUGCUGGGGGAAGGUGGACUGCCUCCCAUCGGGUUUACUCGAUACACUUCUACCUGGACCUGUUACUGUUGUCUUAGAGCGUACUUCGAAUCUGAACUCAGCACUGAAUCCAGGUGUUUCCAAGAUUGGGAUCCGCAUUCCUGAUAAUGAAUUUGUGCUCAACUUGUGCAAGAGGCUUGGAACUCCAUUAGCGUUGACUAGUGCUAAUGCCAGUAAUGAACACAGUUCUUUAGCUCCUGAGGAGUUUCAGAGCCUAUGGCCACAUUUGGCAGCUGUGUUCCAUUCUGGAAGGCUAGGAGACUCCACAUCCCUUCGCGCUGGCUCCACAGUUGUAGACCUCAGUGCCCCUGGGAAGUAUCACAUUCUCAGACCUGGCAGUGCUCUUGCAAAUACUAAAGCAAUAUUAGAGCAUUUUUCAGUUGUAGAACAAGAUGCAUACUGUGCAUUAAAAGCACAAAAUCUGUUCUGUGGUCAUGGUAACAUUGAUUAGCUUUUGAGGCGUGAGUGCAUUCUAGAAAGCUACUUAAUAGUAAUGAUGGAUAUUACGUAAUUGAACUUAUUGGUGUUUAUAAUUGAAAAU